Messenger RNA from Leptosomus discolor (cuckoo roller), 354 nucleotides. NCBI's taxonomy places the organism in Eukaryota, Metazoa, Chordata, Aves, Leptosomiformes, Leptosomidae. The record is from RefSeq and is a predicted model, not a curated record.
ACAGAUAUUGAUGAUGUCAGGAAGCACAAACCAGGUUACCUUGAGGCUACGGUUGACUGGUUCAGAUUAUAUAAAGUGCCUGAUGGUAAACCGGAAAAUCAGUUUGCUUUUAAUGGAGAAUUUAAAGACAAGGAUUUUGCUGUUGAAAUUAUUAAGUCCACCCAUGAAUACUGGAAAGCUUUGCUUCAUAAAAAAGCUGAUGGAGGUACUAUUAAGUGCACGAAUGUUCUCGUGAGUGGCAGCCCAUUUUGUUGCAGUGAGGAGGAUGCCCGGUCGAUUGUGCAGUCGGCACCAGUGCCAGUGAAUGGAGAUUCUGUUUCCCUGGAAGAACAUGUGGUUUUCAUCAAGAAAUAA